AUGCGGGUGCGUCACUUCCUGGUUACCUCAGUGAGCGUCAGGGCCCCGCGGGGUUCCCUGGUCCAGGCAGCGCUGAGUCAGCCGUCCUCGCUGUCAGCCAACGUGGGAGACACCGUCAGGAUCACCUGCUCUGGUAGCAGCAGCAACUGGUAUGGCUGGUCCCAGCAGAAGGUCCCUGGCACUGGCCCUGUCGCUCUGAUCUACUGGAAUGAUGAGAGACCCUCGGGCAUCCCUUCGCGAUUCUCCGGAUCCUUCUCUGGAUCCCUCUCUGACUCCACGGGCACUUUAACCAUCACUGGGGUGCAGGCCGAGGACGAGGCUGUCUAUUUCUGUGGUGGCUUCGAAGGCAGCCGGUGGCAUCAGCAACUUUGGUGUGUGGAGAGAAUGAGUUCCCUGGUCCAGGCAGCGCUGAGUCAGCCGUCCUCGCUGUCWGCCAACGUGGGAGACACCGUCAGGAUCACCUGCUCCGGGGGUAGCAGCAGCAGCURKUAUGGCUGGCACCAGCAGAAGGUCCCUGGCACUGSCCCUGUCGCUCUGAUCUACGAUAACACCAASAGACCCUCGGGCAUCCCUUCGCGAUUCUCCGGAUCCAAGUCCGGCUCCACGGSCACGUUAACCAUCACUGGGGUSCAGGCYGAGGACGAGGCUGUCUAUUUCUGUGGUGGCCAGGACAGCAAUUAU
Molecule: messenger RNA, 681 nt
Organism: Malurus melanocephalus (red-backed fairy wren)
Lineage: Eukaryota; Metazoa; Chordata; Aves; Passeriformes; Maluridae
Product: immunoglobulin lambda-1 light chain-like
Exons: 3
Biological process (GO): immunoglobulin production; immune response
Source: RefSeq, a predicted model, not a curated record